This is a messenger RNA of Owenia fusiformis, 2086 nucleotides long. NCBI's taxonomy places the organism in Eukaryota, Metazoa, Annelida, Polychaeta, Sabellida, Oweniidae. The record is from the annotation of a GenBank genome assembly.
UGACAACGAAUGCUAGGGAUGAAGAUGCUGAAUCACCUUACCCGAAGAUGAGUGGCACUGCAGCAUCAUAUGGUAGCACUGCCAACUUAGUAGGAUGCCUAAUGUAGAACAUUUCUUCUGUGAUCUUCUAUAGUGUAAACAUAGACGCUAUAUGCAUUUUAUUAUCUCCAGAAUAAGACUGGGUGUUUUCAUUUCACUUUGGAGUAUAUUCACAAGUAGAGUGAUCAUCGGAAAUGAACGUUUGGAAUUUUAAAAUUUGAAGGUCGUCAUAGUUACCAGAAAAUCAAAAUGGGUGGAAUGAUGUCUGAGUACCUGAACGCCAGGAACAAUGCGUUGGGAAUAGACGUGACGGAGGUCAAUCUUAACAUGAUGGAUGGUAUUAACGCAUCAUUUAUGAAUAACACAUAUAGUGGAAUAUAUGAAAGUGAUUACAUGGAUAACGACAUAAUUGAUCUCAUAAUGGCGAAUUUUAGAAAAACUCUACAAACUCAUGAUGAUCCACAGAGUAUUGUUUUGAUUUGUUUAUAUGUUCCUGUCUUCCUUGGAGCAUUUAUCGGGAACAUAUUGGUGCUACUGGUCAUAUUGACUAACAAGAACAUGAAAAGUACAACCAACUAUUUCUUGCUAAAUCUAGGGGUAGCAGAUUUAUUAGUUACUACGCUAUGUAUGCCGAUGGCGAUUGGAAAAAGUGUAUACAAACUGUGGAUUUACGGUGUCUUUAUGUGUAAAACGACAGGAUAUUUUCAAGGUGUUGCUGUUGCUACCAGUGUGCUGACCAUCACCUCGCUGAGUAUAGACAGGUACUUAGCUAUCCGUCACCCCAUGACAGCAAGGAGAUUCUGCAAGACAACAUACGCCAAACGGCUCCUUCCGCUCUUGUGGGGAGCAUCGUGUGCUAUCAUGGUACCACUUAUCGUAGUCAGAGAGGUCGUCUUCGUCCAUAUAUUUGACGACUCAUUGCCUUAUUGCAAUGAAGAAUGGAAAUCAACCCGAGAUAGACAAUUAUAUGAUGUAUUCAUUUUGAUAAUACUGUUUCUUAUACCUGGGUUCAUAAUUACGACAUCGUAUCUGAAGAUGGGAUGUCAUUUAUGGUCUGAGGGGCGAGAUCUCCAUACGGACCGAUCGUUUGCUCAUGGGUCUCAAAUUGCAACAGUGAUGGCAGGAAGGAGGCGAGUUGCUAGGAUGUUGAUUGUUCUGACAGUUAUAUUUGCCAUAACCUGGCUGCCCUAUAAUAUUGUGACAGUAUAUAUAAACUUUGUAGAUAAGAAAAAAGCUGAACCAUCACUUUUGGUGCUACCAUUCACGUUAUGGCUAGCGCAUGCGCAUAGUGCCUUCAAUCCGAUCCUGUAUUGUUUCAUGAACCGCAACUUCAGACGAGGCCUCAGAAAACUCUUUAGGUGUCGUCGCAGUCACAAAAGGUGCGAACAUGGUGGAGCCGGAGCGGGGGGACACGGCGUUGUGAAGACAAUAACGAAGCGCAGACAGUUGCUGCGGAACUUGUCAAGCAGUAGCCUGUUUAGUCGCUCCAACUCUACAAGUGGAAGCCUAAAGCUUACCCGAACUACCAGUAACAGUAGCACGAACACGAGGACUUCCAGGAACACGUUUAAAUUACGUACCGCAGAAGAAACAUGCGGUGACAAAACACGUUUCAACGAAGGAAUGGUUCGUUCUCCUUAUGGCGAAUGUAAGAGGUUCCCGGAUGUUGUAACGGAUCACCAAGAGACUUGUCAAGAUACGACUCCCAAUGGCAUCGAAUUCAAAUGCGACAAUGCUGAAAACUGCAGUAGAAGAAAGAAAGAAAUAUUUAGUUGUAAAUUAAACAUUCCAACAACAAUUACGGAAGAAAGUUCCCGGUGUCGUUCAGUGUCCCCCAAUCCUUUUAUAUCUCAUCGUAAACAUUUUAAAACGCAUGACUUAGAAAACUAAGAUGAUGAAACAUCGAUAUCACAGCCGAAGAGAUGAUAAUUUGACUGUUCUUACGAAAACUAAUCCGUCAAACUAGUGACAAGACAUUCUAACAAAACUAGACUAGUGACAGGACAUUCCGAAAAGACUAGACUAGUGACAAGACAUUCUGACAAGA